GUGACGUCACUGUAGCGGCAACUCCCGAUUGGAUAAAAUAGCAACAGCUGAUUUACAUCUGAAGUGCAUGGCUACAUAAAUCGUGCUAUAAAAAAAAAAAAGUGAAUCGCCUGGUAUCGCCUCCCUCCAUUGAAUUCAACGGUGUGUUGUUUCUUGUUGAGGAGUUGAAGUACCGGAUUUCGGUGAAGAGUACAAAAAGUCAAAGAAGUUAAUUUUUGCCUCUGGUAUUUUGACGAUGAAACCUUUUUCAUAGAUUGGAACUUUCGAUCUAAACCAAGAUUCGCGCCGUACCUGUUGUAUUCUGCAAGAGUAUCCCUUAUUAUAGGCUACAUCAACAUGACUGAACCAAUGUUAUCUGUUUGUUGGAAAAACCACACCAGUGAACUUGCGACAGUAUAUCAAAGUUUGUUGGAGAAUAAUUUUUUGGUGGAUUGCACUCUAUCUGCUGAAGGUCGGAGCCUAAGAGCUCAUAGGCUGGUUUUAUCUGCUUGCAGUCCAUACUUUCAUAAGCUGUUUCAUGAGGAGACUGGAAAGCAUCCAUUUGUCGUCCUCUUAAAUGCAUCGUUUGAAACACUCAAAGCAGUGAUUGACUUUGUAUACAAAGGAGAAGCCCAAAUUUCAACAGUUGGCUUGAAGGAAUUUCUGACUCUUGCUCAGUAUCUGCGGAUCAAGGGCCUAAAUGCUUUUACUCAGGAAUAUGUGAAUAAGAUUGUUUCCAGAAAUUCUACUGGGAAUGUCUACAUUCCAUCUGAGGAUAAUCAAGAUGCGCAGGAGGUUCAAGAUGUUAGUGGUAGCAGGAAGAACAACCUUGAAUAUUCUUCUCAGCCACAUCCCCAUCUUUCAGGCAGCUUUGCAGAUACGGUGCACACACACUCUUCUGUUCCUUUUGAAGCAUACAGUGCAUCGUGUGAGGAAGAGCAGUCAGUGAUGCCACCCCAAGAACAUCAGAGACCUGUGGGAUGUAAUGAAAUGUCUGAAGACACAGAAGUCACUGUAAAACAUGAACCUUUUUUUUCUGCCUAUUCAGAGACAAGAAACAAGAAAGUGGAUAAUAUUAAACAGAGUGAAUCCAUAUCUGAAAGUUAUAUGAGUGAAAUGGAUGGAGGGUCUACUUUUGUAACUGGUGAAGAGGAUUUGCACCAGUAUCCAAUUAAACCAGAUUAUCUUGUGUAG
This is a messenger RNA of Gryllus bimaculatus (two-spotted cricket), 1173 nucleotides long. The record is from the annotation of a GenBank genome assembly. Lineage: Eukaryota; Metazoa; Arthropoda; Insecta; Orthoptera; Gryllidae.